AGUUCCAAAGCUUUUGAAUAUUUUUCUGCUGAACGCCUUCUACAGUAGUGCUCUUUCGGAACAUGUUUGGUGUUUUGACAUCACAUUUGGUAGCGUCUUUCAUUUAUGCUACCUAUCGCUAGCUGAAAUUGACCAAUGAGGCUUUUUCUUCCAAUGCAAUACCACUCAUCAUUUGUCAGAUCCAGGUUGCUAUGUAACAGCUACAGGUGUGCUCAGUUAUAACUGUUGAGUCUGCUGAAUGCAGUCAAUACAAUUAACACAAAUAAUACAAAGAUUUAACAAAACAGAAUAGGUAUAUGUAGGAAAAAUCAAAAUGAUGCUAGGAGCAACACCAGCUGAAGUGAAUCCAAAUAGUUAUUGGCUAAAUAGUCGUGGCAUGUGGCUCACUUAUGGUUUAGGUGUUUUAGCACUCCAUCUGACUCUUCUGAGUUUUCCUUUUCUUAGUGUAGCUUGGGUUUGGACAUUAACUAAUAUCAUUCAUAAUGCAGCAAUGUUUAUUGGACUUCAUAUUGUAAAAGGAACACCAUGGGAACCUGGUGAUCAAGGAGAAGUGAGGCAGCUCACUCAUUGGGAACAAAUAGAUAAUGGUGUUCAAUUUACAGCUACUAGAAAGUUCUUGACAAUGGUGCCAAUCAUUUUAUUCUUUUUGACAAGCUUUUACACGAAAUACGAUUCCACACACUUUGCAAUCAACUUCGUGUUCCUAAUGCUUGUACUGCUACCUAAGCUUCCUCAGUUUCACAUGGUGAGACUUUUUGGAAUAAAUAAAUAUUAAUAUGGCAUCAACAAAUGGACUGACUGAUACCAAAGAUUUAUCAAUUAACGCACGCUGUGUUUUGAGGAAAGUGCGACAUAUAGUAUAUCUAUAUAAACGUCACGGUUGAGGGUUUCCUUUGUAAACUUAUGCUUCUCCCUCUGUUGUAAAAUAAGAUGAUAAACAAUUAUGAGUCCCCUAAAUUCACAAAUUUUUAACUGUGUAAAAAUUAUUAUGGGGAUAAGUAAAAGGAUUUAGUACUUCCUUUAAUACAAUGCAAUUUAAACUGUAUAAAUAUGUUAGUUUAGUGUGACUAUGUUAUAUAUAUAAAUAUAUAUAUAUAUAUAGAAUAUGUUAAUCUUUUUAAAAAUAAGCUGUUAAAAUAUAUUUUCAAUGAUGUUGAUAAACUAAUUGCUUGUAAUAUGAUUAUAAAAACACAAAAAUUUGUGAAAAAUUACAAAUUGCAAAAUUUUCUUUUUCAUUAUUGAUUUCAGAAUUAUAUUAUUUAAAUAAGCAAUAACUUUUGGUAAAGAAAAAAACUCAGAACUGUGAGAAACAGCAUUCUGAUAUAAUUUUGUGAGUUUUUACAUUAAAAGUGGAAAAUGAAAACAAAAUUUUCUCAGUAGUAUUCGGGAAGUUUACAAAAUUAUUGUUACACAACAUAAUACAAAAUUGGUUUUUAAUGUUUAAUAAGUGGAAAAAAUUUUUUACAUAAAAAAAAAAAAAUUUAAAAUUGUAUAGUAGUAAAUAUGGAAGACGAUUGUAUUAAAAAAUAAAGAUUUUUGAUUUAACCACCAUGUAUAUUUUGUAUAUCCAAUAAUGAAUAAUGCAUAAUAAUCGGGUGAACUGAAAAACAAAAAUUCAUUUAUGAAUUAAGAACUAUAUUUUCAAUGGAAAGUGCUUUUGAUGUUCAAUAAAAUUCAAUUCAGAUUAUUGUUUGUAUUUUUUGGUAUUAGAACUAUAUUAAAAAAUACAAAUUUUCUCUGUAUUAGUUUGAUUGAAACAUACAUUCUUGCUGUAUGUAUUUUAUUAUAAUAUAUAGUGCUAUGAAAUAACCUAAUUGUUUUAUAAAUUUUAGUUUAUGGAAUUUUUAGUAAACAUUAUUUAUUUGAAAGAUAUAUUACACUUUUACAACAUGAUGACAAAAGUAGGGUGUGAAAAUAUCAGUUUCUAACUUUAAAUUUAAAACUUUUAUUUCUAAUUAGAAAAUUAUUCAUUGUCAUUAGAGAGGUUGAGGCGCAUGUUUUAAACGUGUACGUGUGACGUUCAGCGGCGCUUUCCCG
Molecule: messenger RNA, 2037 nt
Organism: Centruroides sculpturatus (bark scorpion)
Lineage: Eukaryota; Metazoa; Arthropoda; Arachnida; Scorpiones; Buthidae
Gene: ORMDL
Product: ORM1-like protein 3
Exons: 4
Coding region: 314-775 (153 amino acids)
Biological process (GO): negative regulation of ceramide biosynthetic process; intracellular sphingolipid homeostasis; ceramide metabolic process
Cellular component (GO): endoplasmic reticulum membrane
Source: RefSeq, a predicted model, not a curated record